Nicotiana tabacum (common tobacco) is the source of this 1920-nucleotide messenger RNA. The record is from RefSeq and is a predicted model, not a curated record. NCBI's taxonomy places the organism in Eukaryota, Viridiplantae, Streptophyta, Magnoliopsida, Solanales, Solanaceae.
AUGAAUCUUAUUAGAGUUGAACUGGAAGAUACACAGAAGCAGAUGAGUACUGACUUAUUCAAUGGUCAGUUAAUCACCAAGGAAAGAGAUUUGCUACAACAGAUAGAAAAAUGGGAAGGUAUUCAUGAGCCCACUUGGAUCCAAGCUGGGGAUUCAAAUUCAAAUUUCUUUCAUGCUCAAGUAAAAGCAAGGCAAGCUAGAAACAGAAUAGGGUCUAUAUGCAAUGAACAAGGUAUUAGGUUGACUGAACCAAAGCUGGUGGAAAAGGAAUUUGUUCAAUUUUUUCAAAAGUUAUUGGGAACCUGUGCAGAUGAAUUAUCUUCUCUAGAUAUCAAUAUUGUUAAGCUUGGUCCUUGCUUAACUAAAGAAACAACUGGGGAUGCUAGAACAGAUUACAAGGGAAGAUAUAGCUCAGAGAUUACAGAGGCAGUCCUGGAAUUCUUUGCAAGUGAAAAACUAUUAAGGAGUAUAAACUGCACAAUUGUUACUUUGGUGCUUAAAGUAGCAAGUCCUACUUUUGUAAAAGAGUACAGACCAAUUACAUGUUGCACUACCUUGUACAAGAAGAUAGCUAAAAUCCUAACAGAGAAGCUGAAAACAGUGGUAGAUUAUGUGGUUGGACCUGCACAGUCUGCAUUUAUUGAAGGGAGGAACAUAUUGGAUAAUGUAAUACUGGCACAUGAAUUAGUCAAAGAUGACUUGAUUAUGUAUUGCAGAGCUGAUGAAGUAUCAAUACAGUUAAUGCUAAAGGCAUUUCAUCACUUCUCUGAAGUAACUGGGCUACUGGGUAAUAUGGAAAAAAGUUCUUUCUAUGUUGCAGGAGUAACUGAGGAGUUCAAGAACUUGAUUCUCUCUGAAAUGCACUUUACAUUAGGAGAAUUCCCAUUCAAGUAUUUGGGAGUGCCACUGUCAACAAAGAAGUUAUCAAUAGUUCAAUGCAUGCCAAUGGUAGAAAGAAUCAUAGCAAGAAUCAAGUGCUGGACCACCAAGUUUCUAUCAUAUAGUGGCAGGUUUCAAUUGAUCAAAAGUGUCCAAUUCGAAAUGCACACAUAUUGGGCACAUGUAUUUCUACUACCAAAGAAGAUAAUUCACAUGGUUACUGCUGCUUGUCGGACAUUCCUUUGGACAGGUAGUACUGAGAUGUCAAAAAGAUCCUUAGUUUCAUGGGAGAAACUCUAUAUGCCAGGUUCAGCUGGAGGUUUAGGGAUCCUAGACUUCUACUCAUGGAACAAGGAACUUCAGCACAAUGUCAACACCAAAGCAAGCCGGAUCAUCAGGAAAGUGUUUGAUACAAAAGAAUGGUUUAAGGCUAUAAGUGAAACAGGAGAUAUCAAUGAAUUUUGCAAGCAAGGGAAGUUUAGCAUCAAGACAAUGUAUAUAGCAGCAAGGCCUCAAUUUCAGAAAGUUACAUGGAAGAAUCUUGUACUGAGAGAUGUUACUAUACCAAGGCAUCGAUUUAUUCUGUGGCUAACUCUCAACCAAAGGUUAGCAACAGUGAAUAGAUUGGCAAAAUGGAAGAUUGAUGUGCCGAAGGAAUGUGUGUUAUGCACUAGCCAGAAAGAAGAGACGAUAGGUCACAUUUUCUUUGAAUGUGCUUAUGCUAGAUCAAUAUGGGCUGCAUUAGUAGGUUGGUUGAAAGAAAAAUACAAUGUUGGAAGCUGGGAACAGGAAUUAAAAUGGCUGAUCAAGAGGACAAACAGCAGCAGACCACGAGCUCAAGUUCUCACAUUUCUAUUUGCAGCAACAGUUUAUUACACAUGGAUGGAGAGGAACAAAAGAAGAUUUCAGAACCAAUGUAUUACAUAUGCAGAAAAAGUUCGAGAAAUAGCCUUGCAGCUGCAUAUCAAAGGCCAAAAUAGGAGUAAAUGGAAGUCAAUGUUAGAACAGUUAGAUAGAUAUCCUAACGAAAACAAUGUGUAA